Laetiporus sulphureus 93-53 is the source of this 228-nucleotide messenger RNA. RefSeq lists its product as uncharacterized. The coding region runs from base 1 to 228 and encodes 75 amino acids. The transcript is spliced from 2 exons. The record is from RefSeq and is a predicted model, not a curated record. Lineage: Eukaryota; Fungi; Basidiomycota; Agaricomycetes; Polyporales; Laetiporaceae.
AUGCUUCCUCUCCUGGACGUAGUUGCAGAAGUCGUGAACCACAUGUUGGUGAACGAAGGGAAGCUUGAAUUCCGUGAUGUCAGUGUGGAUGGAUUCGAGCUUGAGUAUGAGAUGCUCGAGAUCGAGGAUGUCGUGGUCAUCAAGCUGACGAUGGUAUCGUUUGGACACAUCUCCGGUGACGUGUAUCCUCUUCGUUGGAUUCUUCCGGAGUUCGACCGUUGCUUCUAG